UUCAUAGGUUAUAAUGGAUAUACUUAUUUUCUUUUCAGGCUUCCUCUUUUGCAUGCUGAAGAAAUUACUAAAAUAAUCAGUAUUUUAUCGCAAUCGUUAGUAUCUUCCAGAACCUAUGACAUUGCCCUGAAAGUUUUGGAUUUAGAAUAUAUAGCCCUAACCUAUUAUCCAACAGAUUUCCUACAGUUGUUGGAAUCGUUUGCAAAAUUAUAAAAUUUUCCCUUCUGUAAAAGAAAUUAGGGCUAUUGGAAAAGCUUAUGCUACUCUCAUAGAGGCUAAUUUAGUGAAGAAUCGUCUUACGUAUGCAGAUGCGAUAGCACAGGAAGCGUUGACGAUUCUUGAUUUUCGAAAUGAUCCUGACUGUUCCAUUCUAUUACAUUCAUUAUUAAUCGACUUGCAUUUGUUCAGCAAUCGAAGUGAUGAGUGCUGGAAAUAUUUGAAUAUGCUUAGUUCACUACUUGAUGAUGAUAGAAAUUAUGAUAUUUUUGCUCAAUAUUAUUGUGGACUUUCAGCAGCUAUUCUCAUGGAUAAUACUGUUGGUAAUGAAGGAAAUCUAAGGAUAGAAAAAGACAUAAAGAAAUGCAAUGAGUUUGCUUCUAAGUGGAAUAUGAAUAUUACACAAACAAUGCCUAAAGAUUUAGCUUUUUUUGUGUCUGCAAAAAUGUCAGUUUGGUGCCAUAAAGGUGCAGAUAUUUUUAAUUGGCAAGAAACAAAAACUGUCUUCAACCGAUGCUAUGAAAUGACUUUUAAUUUAUUUAAAGACCAAACAGAAAACAGCUACUGGAGUAUUGGAGGAAGCUUGGCUUAUUUUAAAUUAAGACUUGUGAGUGGAGGUUCUGAAGAUAUAAAGGAAAAUCUAAAUUUUGUUACAGAACAGCUGAAAAUUAUUAAAGAAGAAAUUAUGUUGCAUUUUCCUGUGUAUAAGGAAGAAUACAAUCAACUUUUAAAUGAUGUGAAGACAUUUGAAACUGUACAUUUAGAUAGUUCUUCAUUAUAAAUGUAAUAAGUUUUUGCUUACGAUAUGGCAGGGAUUAGGAAAUUAUUGCUAAAUUUUUUUCUUGCAUUUCUUAUAAAUAUAUAUUUUAUGGUUUGUUAU
This is a messenger RNA of Parasteatoda tepidariorum (common house spider), 1096 nucleotides long. Its product is annotated as adenylate cyclase type 10. NCBI's taxonomy places the organism in Eukaryota, Metazoa, Arthropoda, Arachnida, Araneae, Theridiidae. Gene Ontology annotation, biological process: cyclic nucleotide biosynthetic process; intracellular signal transduction. Gene Ontology annotation, molecular function: adenylate cyclase activity. Gene Ontology annotation, cellular component: cytoplasm. The record is from RefSeq and is a predicted model, not a curated record.